AUGAAGGAGGUUCCAGAAGCCAGAAUGGAGGAAGAGAUCCAAGGGGUCUGCAUGGAGGAGGAGGCACCACAAACCCGCGAGGAGGAGAACGUGUGCAUGGAGAAGAGCCCAGUAAUGUCGUGUGAUGCUACUCCGAUGGAAUGUUCGUGUAAUGUUACUGGCCAUUGGCGUAACGAGCUGGGCUCCGACAUGCAACUCACCGCCAAGGACUCCUCUCUACAGGGAUGGUACAAGACGGCCGUGGGGACUAUCCAAAAGGCGGCGUUGACUGGCUUCGUCAGCGCUGGGGUGCAACCUCCUACCGUGUCAUUCUCCGUGUUGUGGAAAGAGGGUGGCUGCACCUCGUGGGUGGGUCAGUGUUUCGUUCUGCCGACUGGUGACUGCGUUUUGAAAACCAUCUGGAUGUUGCGCUCUGUUGCAGAAGGCCCUGACGACAACUGGACUAGCACCAGGGUUGGAGCAGACACUUUUUCAUUUGUAGGCGCAUGUUGA
Engraulis encrasicolus (European anchovy) is the source of this 492-nucleotide messenger RNA. Its product is annotated as avidin-related protein 3-like. Gene Ontology annotation, molecular function: biotin binding. The transcript has 4 exons. The record is from RefSeq and is a predicted model, not a curated record. Lineage: Eukaryota; Metazoa; Chordata; Actinopteri; Clupeiformes; Engraulidae. The coding region runs from base 1 to 492 and encodes 163 amino acids.